Sardina pilchardus (European sardine) is the source of this 4247-nucleotide messenger RNA. RefSeq names its product solute carrier family 11 member 2 (gene slc11a2). The record is from RefSeq and is a predicted model, not a curated record. Gene Ontology annotation, biological process: metal ion transport. Bases 465 to 2237 code for a protein of 590 amino acids. Gene Ontology annotation, cellular component: plasma membrane. Lineage: Eukaryota; Metazoa; Chordata; Actinopteri; Clupeiformes; Clupeidae. The transcript has 16 exons. Gene Ontology annotation, molecular function: manganese ion transmembrane transporter activity; iron ion transmembrane transporter activity; cadmium ion transmembrane transporter activity.
UGCUUAUUUGUUUACUUAGUAAUAUUUAGUAUUCUUUUGGGUAUGAAGAGCUGCGUGGUGUGAAGGUUAGUUCUGUGAUUUGACACCUCCUGGGCAGUUGGGGGCUAACAGGAAUUGGGUCAUGGUUUCUGGCACCCGGCCACCAUUUUGUUUCCUGCUGCGGUGUAGAGUGGGAGGGGUUUUGUACGAAUUGGAACAGUGGUUGGCUGGCAUGGGAAGGGCGAAGUGCAGGUGGGCCAGGCUUUUCUGCUCUUACUGCCUUUCCCCCUUUGAUUCACUUUCUUUGGCUUUGUCUUGUUCUCAUUGUUUCCUUGGCUUGUUUUCUUUCUGUCCAAGUCUCUCUCUUUUUUUCCUUGCUCUUCAUUUUGGGUGCGUGUUUGAGUUGUCCGCACUUAUUUAGUCUCCAUCAGGAAGAAGUACCUCAGACAUUCAUCGGCCUCUAAAUAGCCAUUCUUCCCGGACUCAUGAAAAAACUUGAGGAACUGGUUAUGACAACUCACCUCCAUAGCAAUGGCCAGCCUUCAGCUCCUCCAGAGCCCCCCGCUGCUCCCCCUGCUGCUCAGGCUUCACUCAUGAAGACGAACAGGGAGCCCGACCUCAUGGAAGAGGAUGGCCCUGAGGAGAAUGGGGUCAUCCAGACGCAGUACAGUGCCAUCUCCCCCCCGGCCUCCCCCGUGGCGCAGGAUGAGCCCUUCUCCACCUACUUCGAGGAGAAGGUGCCCAUCCCUGAUGAUGCCACCCAGUUUUUCAGUUUCCGGAAGCUCUGGGCCUUCACUGGGCCUGGUUUCCUGAUGAGCAUCGCAUACCUGGAUCCAGGGAACAUCGAGUCCGACCUGCAGUCUGGAGCUAAAGCUGGUUUUAAGCUCCUGUGGAUACUCCUGGGAGCCACCAUUAUUGGUCUGCUGCUGCAGCGCUUGGCAGCUCGCCUGGGUGUUGUCACAGGAAUGCAUCUCGCAGAAGUCUGCAACCGACAAUACCCUACAGUCCCCCGUAUCAUCUUGUGGCUGAUGGUGGAGCUGGCCAUCAUCGGCUCCGACAUGCAGGAGGUCAUCGGCUGCGCCAUCGCUUUCAACCUGCUCUCUGUCGGCAGGAUACCUCUGUGGGGCGGUGUUCUCAUCACCAUCAUCGACACAUUUGUGUUCCUCUUUCUUGAUAAAUAUGGUUUAAGGAAACUAGAGGCUUUCUUUGGCGUCCUCAUCACGAUCAUGGCUGUCAGCUUCGGAUAUGAGUACGUGAUGGUGGCGCCUGACCAGGGCGAGGUGCUGAAGGGCAUGUUCGUGCCCUACUGCGCCGGCUGCGGGUCGCCUCAGCUGCUGCAGGCCGUGGGCAUCGUGGGAGCCGUCAUAAUGCCCCAUAACAUCUACCUGCACUCUGCGCUCGUCAAGUCGAGGCAGGUGGAUCGUGGGAACAAGAAUGAGGUGAAGGAGGCCAACAAGUACUUCUUCAUCGAGUCCGCCAUUGCCCUCUUUGUUUCUUUCCUCAUCAACGUUUUUGUUGUGGCUGUUUUCGCCGAGGCUUUCUACGACAAGACAAACAUGCAAGUGGCCGAGAAAUGCAAUGAGACAGGCAGUCCUCACACUGACCUCUUCCCCCUCAACAACGAAACACUUCAGGUGGACAUCUACAAAGGGGGGGUGGUCCUGGGUUGUUUCUUUGGGCCAGCUGCUUUGUACAUUUGGGCCAUAGGGAUCCUAGCUGCUGGGCAGAGCUCCACCAUGACGGGAACUUACUCUGGCCAAUUCGUCAUGGAGGGUUUCCUUAACCUGCGCUGGUCCCGUUUUGCUCGGGUGCUGCUGACGCGCUCCAUCGCCAUCACUCCCACACUGCUGGUGGCUAUCUUUCAGGAUGUGCAUCGCCUGACGGGCAUGAACGACUUCCUCAACGUGCUGCAAAGCAUGCAGCUGCCGUUUGCGUUGAUCCCCAUCCUGACCUUCACCAGCCUUCAGUCCAUCAUGAACGACUUCGCCAACGGCCUGUUUUGGAAGAUUGGCGGUGGUGUGGUCAUCUUGGUGGUGUGUGCCAUCAAUAUGUACUUUGUGGUGGUGUACGUCACGGCACUCAACAGUGUCGCCCUCUACGUCCUCUCUGCCCUGAUGUCCAUUGCGUACCUGAGCUUCGUAGGCUACCUGGCGUGGCACUGUCUGAUCGCUCUGGGUGUUCCGUGUCCAGGCUUCGGCAGCAGGGUAAGGAACCCGCCAGCGGUUCUCAUAGAGGAAGAGCCUGAGUUUGACACUUAGAACUGAGCGUGUGUUUCAUUUAUACAAAGUAACCUGAGGUCUUCUCUUAGAAUCCAGGGGAAGCUCCUGUCUUAGGCUGUGAAGGGUUAUUUAAGCCCAAUGGCAGCUCUUUGAGGCUGUAUAUUUUGCACUGAAAUAGCUGUGGGAGGAGCUCACCACGCCCCCAAGAGACCGAUUAAGGAACUGCACCCUCACUAAGAUAAAUGGCAGCUUUUGUCCCAGUAACUCCUCAAAGCUGUGGAACCAUUUUUUACCUUAAUUCGUUAAAAUUGUCAAAAAACAGUAAAUUGAACUGAAAUAUACUGAUGUUUUACACCAUGUUAGACUGGGGCAGAAGGAUCUACUUCAAAUGUCAGGAAUUGGCAGUUGGUAUGACUGGGGAUAGUGACCAAAACAUGCCCAAUUGGAAAGUAAACAUGUGUGUCCUUAUUUUUUUCCAAAGUUUUAGCCCCACCUUUUUUUUUAUAUCAAAGACAUCAAUGCACGGCAAAGCUACAAAAUAAGUUCUUCUGUAUAGACAAGCUUUUUCACAAGUUCUUUCACAUAGUGGAGGACCAAAGUCAAAUCCUAAUGGAGGCAAUGUUUAUUUGUAAUUAUGCGUGUUUGAUAAUAUUCAAACUCUUCCCACAUGACUCAGAAUGAAGUGUGAUGGCGUUGCUUAUUUUGACACCCGUCACUGAGCCUUGUGUUCCACAAAAGCACGAUAGACUCCACAUAUUAUGUGCAUAUCGCACAAGAUGACAAACCUCCAUAGAGGAAUUAGUCCAUGUAAACCAGCUACGUUUAAGCUUUCUUGUAUAUGUCCUGUGCCUUUCUAUUCAUUGCUUCCUGAACUGCAUACAACGGCAUAUUUAUGUAUCCAGAAUUUGGGUUAACUGUUAAAUUGUCCCGGACAAUUUGACCCGGAACGCACACAAGUUUUCACGAUUCCGUUACCUUGUUACCUUUCUCCUGUGUCAUAAUCUUAUACUCCUGGAGAGAAAUCCUAGUAUUAGUCAGUCUAAGUCUGAAGAAGACAAAUAUUCUAUGGUACUAUAUGGUACUUUUCAUCUGAGGAUUUAGAGGUGUACAAUUUUAUUUUACUACCUGAACUCAUAUUAUGAGUGUUCAUACCAAGUUGAAAGAAGCCAUGAAAGGGUUAUUGUCAUGUGCAUUAACAUAUGCACUAGCUGCUAAGCUCAGUGCUGUACUCUGUGAAUCACACAGGUAAAGUACAGUACCAUGUCUAAGUUCUCCCAUUGUUGCCAUUGAGUUUUAAAUGUUAUGUCUAAAAUAUUGACUACAUAAUGUUUUUGGGGCAGAUUUUUAAUGAUUUUCAUACAGUUACAGAAAAUGGCACAGUCGUCAUCGGUACAGAUUGAAUGUUGUUUCAGACUAGUGUAAAAUGUGAUGUAUCCUUAACUGGAUUACUGUUUAGGAGACUUUCUGAACAACGACGAGCUCUGUGGAAGAGAUGAACUUCAUUUAUUUUCUCUAUUGCAUUUGAAGUUUAUCUUGACCACAUCACCAAGUAAUAUGGGCUUUGCACCUGCAAUCUUCAUUUGCCUUCAGUCUUUCCAACCUUCCAAUCUGAGUUUCUUGAACCCAACGUGGUCUCUCAAGGGGCUGGUCUACUACUGUUAUUUCUCCCUGGUGAUGGCAAAUUCCUUUUUUUUUUUUUUUUUCAGUUUACUGUGUUUAUAUCAAAUUCUAACAUCUUGUCAUUCAUGGAUUCUAGAAGCACUGCUGAUUUCUGUGGAAUAUCUGAUAAUCCAUUUGGAAUACACUUUGUGUUAAAUGUAACAUGUCCCGUGUUGCUGUUCAUAUUGUAUUUUAAUAGAUAACCAAUGUGUCUAUAUUCACAUCUCCUUCUGUUGAAUAUGGCAGCAUAAUGAUAAACAAAGACGGACAUCUUGGUUUUGAGUUUUAACUUGAAACAUGUACGAGCAUAAGACUAAUGUGUAGCUGUGCGUGUCUUCUUUCUGCUGAAUGAAAAUGUGUUCCAAAAAUAAAUGACAAAGUAAACCAGGA